GUUGCUUGCCAACGUUUACCCUUCUUCUUCGAAACUCUCGCUCUCAGUCCAACCUGCAUGAUAACCAUUCGAGUUUCAAAGUUCACAAACGAACGCCAUACUGGGACAAGCAGAGGAUAAGGGAGGCUGGUUAAUAAGUGAUUAAUGUCUAACCCAGCGUGCAACUGACAACAGCCUAUGUUAUCAUCCUUUAGCCUCGUUCUUCUGAGCGAUAUUUAUGGAUUAAUUCUGCGCCAUGAUGACUUCGUCAACAAUGUCUCGCAACAUGUUAGCAGUUGUUUUACUCUGUGUGUUUCUGCAGAAUGUUGCCGCAAGGCGAGAUAUAUUCAAAUGCGACUUCGAGGACCCACGUUCAUCACUCUGCGGGUUCAGGGUUCGACACCCCCAGAAGAGCUUAGAGCAUCGAGAAGAGCAGUGGGAUGUACGUCGUGCGUCACAGAGCAGGGGUGGAAGGGACGGCCCUACGACUGAUAGGACAUUCGGUAUCCCACAGGGUUCGUACGGUUACACCAAAGCGACGAACCAAACCGGGAGAUAUUUCUACAGCUUCCGGGUGAUGAUCGUGUCUCCGAGUUUGGUCCUAUCGAGUGGGCGUGGUCGGCUGAGUUUCAGUGCUUACCUCUGGACACACCUCCACCCGGUUCAGAAGGCGGACAAUCUACCCACCUUCAGGGUGAGAGGGUGUGGUGAUGAGAUUAGCUGGUCGCUGCAGGGACGCACCGCAUCCUGGCAGGAUGUGGACAUCCCCAUCCACUGCAACAAAACAUUUGAGUUGGUGUUGGAAGUCAUUCACCGGAUGCCGGGGUCAAGUGUAGCUAUAGACGACAUCCGGGUCACCAGUAUGCUUGAUCUGAAGGACCACAUAUUCAACCGAGUGACGUCAUCCUCCUUCAACCACUAUGACUUUACAUCAACUACACCUCCAACCACGACGACAGAAGAAGGGGCUUCGGGCAACAGGUCCCUUCUUAUCACAUUAUCUGGGCCUACCAUCGGCGCUAUAGUGGGGAUUAUCCUCGUCAUACUCCUUCUCAAUCUCCUUAUCUUCAUCAUCCUCAGAUUCAAGGUUAAAAGUGGGAAGAGGAGGCAGGCCAGCCUGAGACGCCAGAACAAUCCAAGUAACACGAACGAACCAUCGCAAGGUACAGAAGCAGGUGUUAACAACAAGGACACCAUCCCUGCAGAUCGCCGAAAGAAACAUUACAUCGACGAAGACAACUACAUCGUACCUGACGAAGGUUUCUAUACCGACGAUCUCGAGAAUACCUGCGAUUCCUUCAUGGAUACCUCCACUUCAGGAGACAUGCAGAGGUCAUGUGAAACACACUACACCGGGUUGUCCAUUGUUAGGACGUCCUUGAAAGAAGGGUCGUGUGAGAGUCCACAACCCGUUGGUGAACAGAAAUAUUCUACGGCACUAGAGCGACCGGCAAUUUCGUAUUCUGUGAAACGGAAAGCGCCUCUGAGACCGACGUCGUCUUUGCGUUCGAACGAUGGAAGAGAGGAUUCGUCCGCGCCGAGGAAACCGUUAGCACCGAAUCCGCGCAAGGAAUCGCUGACGCCAGAGGCUGUGGUGUUUUAUCCAAAUGGGAGGAGAAAAGAGUCUAUACCACCUGAGCUAUCGUUGUCGCCUAGAGGAGGUAGAAGGAAAGAAUCGCUGACUCCGGAGGCUGUAAUGUUUAAUCCUAAUGGUAGGAGAAAAGAAUCUUUAACCCCUGACCUGCAAUUGUCUCCCAGAGGGGGUGGAAGAAAACAAUCGCUCACUCCGGAGAUCCCUUUGCCGCUGUACAAAAGAAAGGAAUCCCUCACUCCAGAGAUACCCGUCAUGUUAGUUACUGGAAGACGUAAAGAUUCGGUAUCUCCAGAAAGUCCAGUAGCACCGAAGGUUGGCAAGAGAAAGGAGUCAUUGGUACCCCAAGGCACUGGAACAUUACCGGGCGCGGGUAAACGAAACGAAUCUCUAACGCCUGACACACAGGUGCCACCACAAACUGGAAAGCGGAAGGAGUCCUUGACGCCAGAGAAACCAACUAUUUUAGUUCCGGGGCGACGCAAACAGUCACUCACACCUGAAGCGCCCUCUUCUAUGCCACCAACAGGCAGGCGUAAAGAAUCCCUGACCCCUGAGACACCAACAAUGCCACUACCCGACAUCCCUCGCAUAGUACCCCCAACGAUAAAAGUCAAUGAUGCCUGGUCAUCCCCAGGCUACACCGAGCUAUCCUACAUCAGAAAAUCAAUCCGCAAGGACUAUGAAAAUACGCAGAUUGAUGAAGUUGACAACAGCGACAAGAUCACCAUACCAAAGGGCAAUUUGUUGAACGUCAGCCAGGACGAGACUGGUUACCUUACGCCGUCGGGUCUAUCGGGUGGCCUCCCCGUCUACGAGUCUGCAGAUCCCGUCAAGUUUGCUCGGGAACGGGCCAAGAGGAGCACCAGGAAACUCAUACACGAAUACCAUGAUCUCGGUCAUUCGAACAAUAAAUCUCAUCCGCAGUAUGAAUCGACGGUAAUACUUGGUACAACACCUCCGCAACGCAUGACGAUAUCCACCAUAUGGGACGCAGACUCAGACUACGAAGAAUUGCAUAUCUGAAUACAUGUAUAUAAACUUCGAUAUUUAAAUGUUCACCCUAGAUGUGCUGAUCUAGCGUUCAACAUGGCACCAAACAUGUCUUUAAAUGCAACAAUAACAGCAUUGGUGGCAAUAAAGGACGCAUAUGAGACGAGGAUUCAAUUUAUGAAAAUGUAAAUCUCGUCUAUAUUCGACGAUAAGUGAUAUCUAUGCAUUCGUAUGAUCUCAAAUGAAAUGUUGGAUGGAUUGAUUAAGAAAAGAUGCGAAGAAUAUCGUGAAGUUUCAUAUGAACUUCGAGCAACUAAUUUUGAAAGUCCAUGAACACCAUUAGUUGUUUACUACGAUCAGGCUAGCUAAAAUUAUUUCUUCAAUUUUGUAAAGCAUCCACUUUGUGCUUGGACUGGUACAAGGGCGAGGAUGUGUUGUUCUUUUCAAUUCAACUUGCUGAGGUGUAAGGAUUAUUGUUCUCCUACUUCUAGCUUCUUUUGAUGAAAGACUAUGUCAUGGAAUGAUGUCAAACUCUUGUAAUAAGAUAUUAUAAUUUUGCAUUUUACUUCAUUCCGUGGUGAAUGUUUUCAUGUUUUCUUUAAAAAAAAAAAAAACUUCUGACUUAUGGUCUGAUCCCUAUGAAAUGUGUAGUAUUGUCUACAAGCAUCGAGUUAA
Messenger RNA from Strongylocentrotus purpuratus (purple sea urchin), 3238 nucleotides. RefSeq lists its product as uncharacterized. The transcript is spliced from 7 exons. Gene Ontology annotation, cellular component: membrane. The record is from RefSeq and is a predicted model, not a curated record. Bases 236 to 2596 code for a protein of 786 amino acids. Lineage: Eukaryota; Metazoa; Echinodermata; Echinoidea; Camarodonta; Strongylocentrotidae.